UGCUGCUUCCUGCUCUCAUUAUGGCAAACCCUGGCACCCUGAACCGCUUCCGGGUCCGUCCGGCAGAGCCGCAAGACUGCUCAGAAAUCCUGCGUCUCAUCAAAGAGUUAGCUGCUUAUGAAAAUAUGCCGGAUGCAGUAAAAAUAACAGAAACAGAUUUACUUCGAGAUGGUUUUGGAUCGCGUCCUUUCUUCCACUGUUUAAUAGCGGAGGCGAGAAAGGAAGAUGAAACGGGAGAUAUCGGUGUUGUAGGCUUUGCAAUGUACUACUUUACAUAUGACCCUUGGAUUGGCAAGCUGCUGUACCUAGAAGACUUUUAUGUCAUGGAUGAUUUUAGAGGUUGGGGUAUUGGAACAGAGCUUUUAAAGAAAUUAAGCCAGAUAGCACUCGAGAACAGCUGUAGUUGCAUGCAUUUCCUCGUUGUCGUUUGGAAUAAGCCAUCUAUAGAGUACUACAUGAGGCGAGGCGCUUCAGACCUUUCCACUGAAGAGGGCUGGCAUCUCUUCAGGUUUGACAGAGAACAGCUUAUCAGAAUGGCUGAUGGGCAAUAA
Molecule: messenger RNA, 551 nt
Organism: Euleptes europaea (tarantolino)
Lineage: Eukaryota; Metazoa; Chordata; Lepidosauria; Squamata; Sphaerodactylidae
Gene: SATL1
Product: spermidine/spermine N1-acetyl transferase like 1
Exons: 6
Coding region: 21-551 (176 amino acids)
Cellular component (GO): cytosol
Molecular function (GO): N-acetyltransferase activity
Source: RefSeq, a predicted model, not a curated record